AUGCUCUCCCUCCGCUCACGCAAGCUCGCCCUCACACUCUUUUGCACCCUCGCUCUCGCUUUGGCCCUCGUCGGGCCCACCCAGGCCGCUGAUCCGUUCGCCGUGAACCGCCGGGACCAUGGGAGCCUGAAUCGAAUGAUCAAGAAGCGCACUCCAGGACUGCUCGACGACCUGAACCCCGUCAACAACGCCGGCACGGGCUCUGCCGACGACUCCUCCGCCGCAAGCGGCAGUGACUCGGCUGCGGCCGCCUCUUCCACCGCCCCUGCCUCGGACACGGCCGCGAGCGCGUCUGCCACCACCCCGGCAUCUUCCGCAGCAGCCUCUUCGGACACGGCCUCGUCGACUACGCCUGCCAGCUCCGACUCUGCCUCCAGCACCACCGCCAGCACCACCACCACUUCUUCGGCCUCGACCACUUCUUCCACCACCUCGUCCACGACCACCUCGUCCACGACCUCGUCCUCCUCGUCGACCUCGGCGGUGGCUACAUCUACUACCGCCGCUCCCACCAGCGCCGCCGCGUCCCCCACCAGCGCCGCUGCAGUUGAGGCCCAGGACAACUCGGCUCAAGCCGUCACGAUCACCAGUCAUGUCUCUGUGAGCGCGUCUCCGACCUCGUCCGCUACCGCAAAAGCGGCCGCGAGCUCGAGCACGCUAUCCAAGGGCGCCAUCACGACUUUGGCCGUGAUUGCUGGAUGUAUCGGUGGCGGUGCCCUCAUCUGGACCAUUUUCCGCAAGUGGAAGCUUCGUACCUCGAAGCGCUUCGAUGACCGUCUGGCGCCCAUCGACUGGCAGCCCCCCACUGAUGGGGACGACGUGCCCGGCUCCAACCGCCGCGCGUCUAUCGCUUCCUCCUUCCACUCGGCCGGCCACGACGGUCUCGUUCGCGCUCCUUCGUCCAGCUCGUCUCAUGGCGCGUAUGGCGCAUAUGGUGCGACUGGCCAGCAUGCUCCGACCCUUCAGCCUCUUCCUGAGCACGAUUUCACCGCGGGUCCGGCCACCGGCGCCUACCUCGGUGCUAACGCAGGCUACGCUGAUCUCGCGCGUGGCCCCAGUCCUGGUCCGCAGAUGCAAGAUCUCAGCCGCGGCCCCAGCUUCAACCAUGGCUACAACGGAUACCCGCAACAGGCGCCCGCUGGCGCGUAUGACUACAAUAACGCCCACUACUAA
Peniophora sp. CBMAI 1063 is the source of this 1173-nucleotide messenger RNA. NCBI's taxonomy places the organism in Eukaryota, Fungi, Basidiomycota, Agaricomycetes, Russulales, Peniophoraceae. The record is from the annotation of a GenBank genome assembly.